Molecule: messenger RNA, 2697 nt
Organism: Boleophthalmus pectinirostris (great blue-spotted mudskipper)
Lineage: Eukaryota; Metazoa; Chordata; Actinopteri; Gobiiformes; Gobiidae
Exons: 7
Coding region: 191-1123 (310 amino acids)
Molecular function (GO): catalytic activity
Source: RefSeq, a predicted model, not a curated record
UCAGUAGCCUCCUGCAGUGCGCCAAAAUCAGUUGUGGUUAGUUUCGUUUGUCUUCGUGUUUCGUUUUGGUUCUUAUUUAAGCUUUAUACCAGCGUAUGAAUCAAUAUUUUGUGUAUCGACGUAUUAUUUUAUGAAACAAUAUUUGUAAACUUGCCACGCGACUUUUGCACGAUUAUUCCACGUCCACAACAUGGCGCUUCGGUAUGUGCGAACGUGGAAACAUGUUUUGAGGACAUUUUAUAAACAUAAAAUGCGAGGACAAGCUACAGUCCCUCAACCAAAACAAACAAGAGCAUUCAGCAGCUCAACGAGGAGAAGCGGGGACACGGAAGCAGUGGCGGGACAGAACGUGGUCUCGGAGCGGAGGGGGGCUGUGGUCACCGUGGCGAUAAACCGUCCAGAGGUGCGAAAUGCGGUGAACCAGGAGACAGCGCGGCGUCUGCUACAGGAGCUGGAGGCCUUUGACCGAGACCCAGGCUUAAAUGUGGCGGUCCUCCACGGGAAAGGAGGGAAUUUCUGCGCUGGUUAUGAUUUGAAAGAGCUGGCCAAUCACACAGACUCCCUCAAAUUGGAGCAAGAUGUCACCAAGGGUCCCGGGCCGCUGGGGCCGUCCCGUUUGCAGCUGUCCAAGCCUCUCAUUGCGGCGGUCAGUGGUUUUGCAGUGGCUGGAGGACUGGAGCUGGCUCUUUUAGCUGAUCUGAGGGUGGUGGAGGAGAGCGCGGUGAUGGGGGUCUUCUGUCGGAGAUUUGGUGUCCCUCUGAUUGAUGGCGGUACAGUGCGUCUCCCACGUCUCAUUGGUUUGUCCCGGGCCUUAGACCUGAUCCUGACUGGACGUCCCAUUGGAGCACAGGAAGCUCUCGCCUAUGGACUGGCAAACAGAGUGGUCCCAGAUGGACAAGCUCUGGAAGCAGCGCUGGAAUUGGCCAAACAGAUCAGCUCUUUCCCUCAGCAGUGUCUGAAAGCCGACCGCUCCUCCGCCAUCUACAGCUGCUACGACGCACAGUCAUUCACACAGGCGAUGCAGUUUGAGGUGGACCAUGGACUCCCCGUUAUCCCAUCAGAAAGUGUUGCAGGAGCGUCCCGGUUCAGUUCAGGAGCCGGACGAGGAGGAAAGUUUUCCUAGAGCUUUAGCUUACAGACCUCCAGAUUUAUUUUUCAGGUGAACACAUUGUUUUUCAUUUAUUCUAAUGAUAUUCAAAUGGACUUUUGCCACAAUGCGGCCGUGUGUGCUUUGCUAAAAACAUGUAAUUAUGAAAUGAUUUUGUUACGAGUUCAAGUUUGGAGCUGGAAAUUACAUUAACUCAGAAUGAGCCAAAGCUAAGUACAUGCUAAUAUGUCAGUGAUCCAUGUCGUGCUCAUUUUUCUAAUUCUUUUGGUGGUAACAAUAAUGCACAGAUGGAUAUUAAAACUAACUGUUAAACCAAACUCUGUCACAAACUAUUUAAAGGGAAAUUUAUUUUUCUGUGUUUAAUGAAAGGACUUCUGGUUCUGGUACUGGUUCUCUCUUUCAACCCCAUAUUUAGUGAAUGAAAAUUACAACCUAAAAUCAUAAGUAACAUUGUUGCGGUCUAUUUCGUCUCAAAAAGUCAACACCACAGACUAGGUCUGGGCAAUAUGACACAAAUAAUAUUAAACACCCUCACCCCUGCUUUUUGUGUUUAAUUUUAUCACAACAAAUUCCAAUGUUUAUGAAAUUGACUGUUGUCUCUUGCAUUCAAUGCUGCUUAGAGACAAUUUGAACUAAAUCUCAAUUCAAUUAACAUUCACGCAUUUAAUGAACCUUUACCCUUUGUUGCUAUCCCCGAUUGUAGCAGCAGGACUAAAAUCAAGUACCAAUGAAAGCUGAACUAGAACUUCUUCGACAUCACAUAUUUAAAAAUAUGAGAUCCACUCAUGAUAUGGACCUACACAAGUUGAGAAAUUAUACAUUUUGAUACUUGGCAGCUGAUAUCAUCAAUGUUCUCUGGGGGAUGUGAUUAUAAUUGUAACUACUGCUCUGUCUGAAGCUCUGUUAUUCAAGGUAGACUUUAAUCACGGCUUUUUUCUUAAUACAAUCUGACCAGAAAGAACUGACUUAGGUGAAACCAGGUGAGAUGAUUUUUUUCAAACACCAUUACCACUCAUCCUGAAAAUGUGCUAAAGUCCAUUUUGUGUGGGUUUUUUUUUUUUGGUAUGGUAACUCCAUGGUAAUCUCUAUGGUAACUGAUGGAACAUUAAGCCAAAGCACAUACAUGUAGAACAUCCCCACCAUGAUGCCACUGAAGUAUAUAGAGUUGCUAGUUUUGAUGUUUUAGCUGACAUAGGUUUGAUCUAUUAAUUUUCCCUUUGCUUUUUUGAACACCAUCUCUCAAUAAACGUCAGUAACACUUUCAGUCCUUUAUUUUUCUCUUAUUGAGUUAUUGAUUCUCCUGCUUUUCUUACUAAGGUACAGCAUGUGAAGAGAGUGGUUGUUUUUGUAAGACUAGUCAUAGAAACCCAGUCUUUCCCUUUGCACGUGUGAGUGUGACCCGGUGGUAACUAUAGGAGGACCACUGUUUUGGAGGAUCAGCAUUUCUGUGAUCUGUGCCAGGUGUGGGCAGUCCUCCUGUUUGGAAACUCACCUCCCUAUAUUCAUUCAAGCUUUAUUUUUACAUGACGUUUCUUAUGACCUUUCUGUUGCUGUUUAAUUGCUUAUAAAAGAUCCCACUGAAAGACUGA